AUGCUCCGUAUCGCGUCCAAGAAAGAACCCCAGAAGACUACGCUGGGAGCGCUCAGUAAGGCCAAUAGAGUGGCCAAGCCUUAUCAACAUACAACCAGUGUGAACGUCAAGGCCGUCGCUAAUUAUGACUUUGGAACUGGCGACAUCCAUCGCUUACCGUCUGCUAGUCCACUGCGCCGCGAUCUAUCACCGCAACUCGCCAAACCACUGGCAGCAGCGAGCUUGAGAGCCGGUAAAGAUAAUCGCCAUGACUUACCAACACCGCAUGUUGAAGCCGAAGGCGGGAUCUUCGCAGAGAUACGUCUUCGAACGCCAAGCGAGUGUCAAGGAGGCAAGAAUCUUGCUCGAGCAUUGGGCUUCCUUGGAGGUAGAACCAGUCCGAUCGGCCCCGGCGUCUCAGGCUUUGACUUCACAGUCGCCGACCUUAUCGACGCGAGGCGCCGGAAUCCUGGCCAACUUACCAUACAUCGACAGGCGCUUCUUGGUUCCGAAGACUAUAACUCAGCAUUCGAAGAAGACGCACGGCUGAGCCGAGACCUCUGCAAUCAAGCCAUUCUAGCAUCCCCUCCUGAUGCGUUACCGGACGGCACCUAUCUUCUCGAUCUUGGCGGCGGCUUCCACGUCGCAGUCCCGCUUGAUCCAAUGAUCGAAGCUACGUUCAAGCAAGGCGGCCAAGGGACCAUACCACCCGAGGGUCUCGUACGUAUCGCCACGGAGAUGAACAUCGACAUGAAAGACUACCGUGUUGAUGGUAAACCGCACCCGGUAUACAGUAUGGGCGCUCCAAAGCAGGUUGAUAUCCGGUACUUGGGCUCGACACCUAUAACUAUAGUGGAGAUGGCCAUCUGGUUUCCUGCGCAUGGCUCACUCUGGCCGGACUGGACACAGCGAUUCGCUCGAAGUGGCUGGACGCAGAACAACAUCGCUGACUUGAUUAACCGCGCUUACAACACCGACGCCGUCGAAGGUGUCGGCCCGUCGACCAUCAGUCAGCAGACGAACAAACAUGGUCGUGAGAUCCAAGAAUUGGCUGGCUCUCGUGAUCAGGAACAUCAGCAUCUCCCUGCGAUCGCGGCUUCUCCAGUUACAUCUUUCUCUUGCGAGAACUGGACACCGCCUGGCAACGAAUACCGACUGGUCGACUACUACGUCCGCGAUCUUGCGAACGGCGUCGACCGUGAUGACUUUCCUUCCGGUUCAGACAGGGGUCUUCUGACUCAAUUGAUUGAGUAUGUCGUCGACAAUCUAGAUGAGUGGGGUGAUCUCUUGCUCAGCGAUGUUCAAUUCAUCGAAGAUUCGGGUGGUUACUUCCAGACAACAAACCCUGCUUUCGGACCUGGGAUGGAGAACCCAGACGAGGAGGCUUUUCGCCGUCACAGGCUACAAUUAAAACGAUAUCGCAAGACAAUGGCGGAUUAUCGCAUCCAGCAAAAGAAGGACAAAGCAAAAGUCGUGAUGGGGAGCCAAGACCAGGCUCAGUGA
Molecule: messenger RNA, 1482 nt
Organism: Alternaria ethzedia
Lineage: Eukaryota; Fungi; Ascomycota; Dothideomycetes; Pleosporales; Pleosporaceae
Exons: 4
Coding region: 1-1482 (493 amino acids)
Source: RefSeq, a predicted model, not a curated record